Messenger RNA from Ctenocephalides felis (cat flea), 1134 nucleotides. It is a transcript of the gene Seipin, whose product is annotated as seipin. NCBI's taxonomy places the organism in Eukaryota, Metazoa, Arthropoda, Insecta, Siphonaptera, Pulicidae. The coding region runs from base 46 to 1062 and encodes 338 amino acids. Gene Ontology annotation, cellular component: endoplasmic reticulum membrane. The record is from RefSeq and is a predicted model, not a curated record. The transcript has 7 exons. Gene Ontology annotation, biological process: lipid droplet organization; lipid storage.
UAGUUCUAACCACUUACAUUAUCUCAUUCACACUGAAAUACAUUUAUGAGUUACAUUAUUUACAUAUAUCCCAGAAAAUAUCUAACCAUGUUCAAUCCAUUUUCAAUUUACAAUGAUAAAGUGAAAACCCCGGUAGUUAAUAUCACAAAAGCAGUGAUUAAUCAUUAUACUAAACGUAUAAAUGCUAGAUACUUAACUGUUAAAGAUAUUUUGCUGAGGGGAGCAAUAGUAGCUUUAGCUACUUCUAUUAUUGUCUGGUUAGCAAUAUUUAUGUACAUAGUGUUUUAUUACACAUAUAUGCCUUCAAUUUCACAUAUUAGGCCAGUGCAUUUACAAUUCAAAUCUUGUGAAGAAGGACAAGCAGUAUGUUCAUUUCCAUCAGCCCAUGUAUCAUUGACUAAGAAGCAGCAACUUCUUAUGAUUGGACAGCCUUAUAAAGUUUAUCUAUAUAUAGAAAUGCCUGAAUCUGAUGCAAACAAAAAUCUUGGGAUGUUUAUGGUCUGUGCUGAAAUGAGAGAUACUGCUUCUAAAUUGAGAGGACACUCUUGCAGGUCAGCUAUGUUACACUAUAGAAGUGAUCUAUUACAUAGUUUGAAUACUUUGGCAUUAAGUCCUUUAUUAAUCAUUGGUACUGCUGAGCAAAAACAAAUAGUUCCCGUUGAAUUAUUUUCAAAUUAUGAAGAAGAUCAAAAUUAUCCUGUUACUGAUGUGUAUGUUGAGAUUCAAUCCAGGAAAAUCGAAUUUUAUUCAGCUAGUUUACACAUAACUGCUCAUUUUACUGGAUUACGAUAUAUAAUGUUUCAUUGGCCAAUAUUAUCUGCAGCUAUAGGUAUCAGUACCAACUUAUUUUUCAUUGCUCUGGUGUGCCUUUUGAGCUGGUAUCAUAUGUCUGAUACAACUUGGCUUGAAGAAGUAGGGCAAAAAUGUAUGACCAAAAUAAGAAGAAGUAAAAGCAAGACCGUUGAAACUGAAGAUUCUUCAGUUGAGGAUAUUAGUCUAUGUGAAAGUGAUACCAAAGAAACAGAAUUACGUCUUCGCAAAGCAUUUAAUGAAGAAGAAUAAACAUUCUUUUUUCUAGAAAUAUGUUGCUUGAUAUGUACCAAAGAGAUUCUACUUAUAUUUUUUUACUUAUGG